GCACGGCAAACUAUCUCCAUUUUUCUGAGGCGUGCCGCACGUUGAUGCGUUGACCCAACGAACGACAACAAAUCGCGCGGUGAAGUGAAGACGGAAGUGGCAUUUUUCUCUUUUUUUUUCACUCCAUCGUUUCACGCUUGUACUUCUGUCUGUCGUUGGGCGACGAGCACGGAAGUGUGAUGGGGAAGACGAUAACUGGCAAAGCCGCCGCCGUGUGCACGGCGGUGGCGUUUGUUCUGGUGGUGAUCGCGUUUACCACACCCAAUUGGCUGGAGACCGACGGCAAGCUCGACAAUCCACAAUUCAUCAAGAUUGGUUUGUGGCAAGUGUGUUUCCAAGGUUUUCAAGAUCCACGUCAUCUCUAUGAUACCAGGUUCUACGGUUGCUGGUGGGUGUUUGAGGAGGAGUACUACAUCAUACAUGACAUACUUCUGCCCGACUUCUUUGUCGCCACUCAGUUCUUCUUCACAUUGUGUAUGACUCUGCUGCUGAUUGGGAGCUUCCUAACUAUUUUAUACACCUGCUGCUCCCGUCAUCAUGAGAAGUAUCAGUUGCUACUAUGGGUGAAUGGUGGCAUUCUCACUCUGGCUGGUAUGUGUGGUGUCAUAUCAGUCAUCAUAUUUGGAGCCAGGGGCGACGGUCGCGAUUGGAUGCCCAAUUGGGAGCACAAUGAUAUCAGCUGGUCUUUCGCUUUGGCCGUCGUCGGCAGUGUUAUUCUGAUAGUCGCCGGCACUCUGUUCCUGAUUGAAGGACGUAGGUACAGGAAGAAACAGGAACGGAUACUGAAUGAUGAACAAAAAACGCAUACUACUAUUUAGCAUAUUUUUUAACAAAUCUCAAUAUAUAAGACAUGAGUAUUAAGAUCGCUGCAAAGGCAGGCAAUAAUCAUCGAGUUCAGAUCACGGAAGAAUCUCUCUGUGGAAGCUAGUAAUUUUAUAUUGUUAUAUCGACACUUUUAUUAUAUGAUAUCUAUAAGUAUAUCACAUGAUAUACCUAUAAAUAUGUGAUAGAUAUAAAAGGAAAGAAAGAGAGAGAGAGAUAACGAUUUAUAUAUACACAAAAAAUUGAUUAAUAUUGAAUCACACGUUCUGAGGUUAUUUUUUUUAUGUUGAAAAGUCGAAGAUCUAUAUAAAAUAUUUUCUAUAACAUUCAAGAAUUUUAAAUGGUAUUAAGAUUCAAGAAUUUUAAAUGAUAUUAAGAUUCAAGAAUUUUAAAUGAUAUUAAGACGCGUUUUGAAAGUCGUUGGAAGUUUGUCUCACGUGAGAUACACGGAUUAGAAUUUAGAGUUAGGUCUGAGUUCAGUUGAAUCGCAUACACGUGGCAUUAUACGAACAAUCGUAAUUUAAUUGAAAAAUUCAUAUCUAACUCAAAGUUAAAACCUGAGUAUAAACUUAAGCCUUACUUGAGAUAAGUUUUAAGUAACAACUAUUAAUCUAUUAAUGUAAACGCGUCCACAUCGCACAUAUCUAGAAUUAAUCCGUCCAUUAUAUAGUUCUAAGAGUAUGCUCAUAGAAACUAAUUUUUGUACAUGUAUAUAAGUACAGGGUGAUCAAUAUGAAUCAAACAUAUAUAUAUUCGCAUACCCUCUGUACGCAACAGAUCAAUAAAAUAAUUUUUGUUAAGA
This is a messenger RNA of Odontomachus brunneus, 1624 nucleotides long. RefSeq lists its product as uncharacterized. Bases 180 to 818 code for a protein of 212 amino acids. Gene Ontology annotation, cellular component: septate junction; membrane. NCBI's taxonomy places the organism in Eukaryota, Metazoa, Arthropoda, Insecta, Hymenoptera, Formicidae. The transcript has 2 exons. Gene Ontology annotation, biological process: regulation of tube size, open tracheal system; septate junction assembly. The record is from RefSeq and is a predicted model, not a curated record.